UUACUAAUGAACUGCGACGCAAAUAAUUGAAGACGAGAGGCUGAAGGAACUCGGAUUUUGGGCGAUUAAGAGUUCGCCGGCUCCAGUCAAUGGGCAUUGUGUUGGCCCGCAGAGGCCAGCCAAGAGCUAUCACGUGAGUCACUAUUGCGUACGGACUGCUGUACAAAAUCUGAUUAAAUCUUCAAUUAUUAUCAAAUUUAAUCCUCCGGACUUAAUGAAUCCCAAACUUAGGAGUACUAAAACUUCUACAAGUGUCAUCCAAAAUUGAAAAUGAAAGUAUUUCUUUCAUUCAAUUGUAAACCAAAAAUACAAAAUAUAAAAAUUGAUUUUUUUAAUAAAUAUAAUGAAAAAUAAAAUAUCAACUUUUUUAAAGUUACUAAUUUUUAAAUUGCUUUGCUUUGGUCUUUUUUAUAAGAUUUUCAAUUUUGGUUGCAUCAUGGAUUUCAACGGGGCACGUCACUCGGAAUUACGUAACAAACGCGAUGGAAAACUCGCAAAGAAUCAAACAAUUAACUUUUGUGUUCACUCUCAAAGUCUGAUUGUAAGACAAAGACACUUGUAUUCUCAAUGCCUUCAUUUUCUCCGGCAAAUAAACACCCCAGUGUGGCGCACCGUAGAUCAAAAGGCAGUCCGUGUCUGUUCUCGUUACCCCAUCGCGAUUAUUUUUAUUCGGCCUAAUGGCACUCCCAUCAUUCAAUAGACAAGAUAACCCUUCCUGAGUGAGAACAAUAAAAAUAAUGCAUUAGCCGCAGCCGACGGCGCAGCUUUGGAUUUGAGCAGAUUCGAUAAGAGAGAAGCUCGUCGGCAGCACGCGUGAAAUUAUUUUAAUUAGCGAGGGCAAUCACCCGAAAUUCGAGGUCAGAGGGGACAAUCUUGAAGGGAUGUGAGAUCGAGCGGGUUAUCGCUGGACCCGUCUGAAUACGAGGAUUUCUCGGAUUUGCUGCAAGUUUUUGCGCGCAUUUUCUUGCACAUGAAAAUUCGGAACGAUAAUAACUUUUUUGGAAAGUCUAAAUAAAUAUUUCCAAAAUAAGACUUAUUUACAACAAAGAAUGAUUUUAAUAAAAUUUCUAGUCAAAAAAUUAUUUAUAAAAUAUUAUGCACAAUAAAAUAAAAAAAAAAAUACCUUAAUCCAACUUGUCACGCUACUGGUGUAAAAUUUAAAUUAUGACCGUCAGGCAAUUCCACAUAGCUCAAUUUUUCAUUUUAUGAAAGAGCGCACUCAUUUCCUACAGCGGUAAUAAUUUUCUCUCUGUAAUCAACAAUCCCAUGCACGAAUCAGCAGUGACAAAUUACUUCCUCUAAAUUUAAAUAUCCUUUAAAUCCACUGAGAAUGGUGAGAACUUCAAUAAUAAGAUCAACUUUUUUUUUACCUUACAGCGAUUUGAACUUAUAUAAAUGUAUAGAUCCUUUACAAAAUUCAAAAUUUAGGCAGGACAAAAUCAUAAGUCGUUUUUAUUUCAUUUGCGGAAACUGACAUCCUGCUGUGUCGGCAUUGAAUUUAGUUGCAUGGAACGUUGCAGUCGCAACAGCGGAGCGCUUUAUGGAAAAUUUUCAUAUACCGUGGCCUGAAAAAAUGGUGAAAUCGUCUGCGUUGCUCAUCAUUAUUUUCACUAUAGGACCAACAAUGGCUCAGUUUGGGGGAUCGCCUUCGAGUCAAAAUAAUGCCAAGUUGGCCUCGUACUUUGAAAUCAAGAGUACGGACAAUUUUACAACGGUCAUGAAAAACGUGCGAACGCCUGCCAAAUUGGAAAUUCCAGCAGCUGAAUUCGACAAAAUCAUGAUCAGCUUGAAACCCAGAGGCGACAGCAAUUCCAUGAAGGGAAGGAAUAAAGAGCCAGACGCGGGAAAAGUGUCCAUGGCGACUAAUUCGGAAAUUGACAAGGGAAAGCCCCUCGAUAGUGGUCACUUUCCUUGGCACGCGGGGAUAAACGCCGACGGAACCCACUUUUGCGCCGGGGCUAUGGUUUCAAGCCGGCACAUUAUCACUGUCGCCCAUUGCGUAAAUGAUUUUGAAAACUUCACGAUCACUCUGGGUGAUAUAGACCGCAACCAAUUCGAACGAAACGUCAUCCUCAUGACGACCGACGCGAAAAUCGUGCACAGCAAUUACGAGCCGACCACAUUCGCCAACAACAUUGCCCUGCUGACCAUGCCCAUCCCGAUCGCCACCAACGGCAAUAACAUCAGGCCUAUAUCGUUGCCAAAGAGGUCAGACGCAAUUAAGACGUUCACGAAGGAGAGGGCCUACCUCACUGGAUGGGGAUUUACAAAUGAUGGAAAACAAGCCAACGCAUUGCUGACAAGGGCGAAUGUGACGGUUAUGGAAAUAGGCGACUGCUACAAAUUCUUUGGGACCUCUGUAAACUUCCAGCACUUGUGCACUUUGUCACAAGUUAAUACUUGUUUUGCCAACGACGGCAGCCCUCUCGCCUACCGCGACUCCGAAAACACGUGGAGCCUCAUUGGGCUGACGCACUUUCGCAGCGACGGAAACUGCGAAUCGGGCGACCCACUCGUCUUUGUCAGGGUGACGGGACUGCUCGCCUGGCUUUCGGAAAAAACUUCCCUCGCCGUUCGAAACUAAUUCGUAAAAAUUGGAAUUUUUAAUCGAUCUCAUCAGCAAAUUAAUUUGAAGUGCAAAAAUUUAAUUUUUGCUUGAAUUACAUUUAUUUUGAAAAGUUAUUGAAAAAUUGUUUCAUUUAUGUGC
Messenger RNA from Neocloeon triangulifer, 2707 nucleotides. RefSeq names its product brachyurin-like. Lineage: Eukaryota; Metazoa; Arthropoda; Insecta; Ephemeroptera; Baetidae. Gene Ontology annotation, biological process: proteolysis. The record is from RefSeq and is a predicted model, not a curated record. The transcript is spliced from 7 exons. Gene Ontology annotation, molecular function: serine-type endopeptidase activity. The coding region runs from base 1541 to 2584 and encodes 347 amino acids.